Molecule: messenger RNA, 1692 nt
Organism: Schistocerca piceifrons (Central American locust)
Lineage: Eukaryota; Metazoa; Arthropoda; Insecta; Orthoptera; Acrididae
Product: juvenile hormone epoxide hydrolase 1-like
Exons: 6
Coding region: 158-1546 (462 amino acids)
Biological process (GO): epoxide metabolic process
Molecular function (GO): epoxide hydrolase activity
Source: RefSeq, a predicted model, not a curated record
CGCAGCUGUUACGGAGCUGCCAGUGUGCUCAGGUGCUCAGUCGACGCCAAGGCGCCAGCCACUAGUCAGUUGCCGGCUGCCAGCUGUGUCUCUCGGAGUUGCCUAGUCGAGAGGACGGCAACAGGGUUUUCCACAGCACUGUGGCGAGUUUUUACGGAUGGCCGUGCUCAGGUACCUGACGUUGCUGGUGGCGGUGGUGUCGGUGCUGGUGUGGCUGAAGCUGAACCAGACUCCGGCGGUGCCGCGGCUGGACAGCACCUGGUGGGUGACUCGCCGCCCCGAGAAGGCCGACGGCUCCAUCCGGCCCUUCACCAUCAACAUCUCAGACAGUGUUAUCCGAGACUUGCAUGAACGCCUCAAAUCCACUCCAAAGCUAACGCCACCACUGGAGGGAAUUGGCUUCGAGUACGGCUUCAACUCUAAGUACUUGGAGGAAGUGCUGGAGUUCUGGCGCACCAAGUACGACUGGCGCGAGCGCGAGAAGUUCCUGAACAAGUUCCCGCAGUACAAGACGACGGUGGACGGGCUGGUGCUGCACUUCCUGCGCGUCAAGCCGGCAAACGUGCCGAAGGGUGUGGACAUCGUGCCGCUGUUGCUGCUACACGGCUGGCCGGGCUCCGUGCGGGAGUUCUACUCCGUCAUCCCGCUGCUCACCACGCCGCGAGAGGGGCAGGACUUCGUCUUCGAGGUGGUGGCGCCCUCGCUGCCGGGAUAUGGCUUCUCGCAGGGCGCCCAGAAGCCUGGCCUGGGCGCCGCGCAGGUGGCGGUCGUCAUGAAAGACCUCAUGGAGCGCCUGGGCUUCACAAAGUUCUACGUCCAGGGCGGCGACUGGGGUUCCGUCAUUGGCACUCACAUGGCGACACUCUACCCCGAGAGAGUACUAGGCUACCACUCCAACAUGUGUUUCUCGCAAACAGCGACGAGUACUCUGAAGAGGAUAUUCGGCAGCUUCUGGCCUACGCUCAUCGUCGAAGAACAGUACGUCGAUAAAGUUUAUCCUCUCAGCGAGAAAAUGUUCGCCCACUUGUUGGAGGAGACGGGCUACAUGCACAUUCAGUCAUCCAAACCAGACACCAUCGGCAUCGCUCUGCAGACCUCGCCCGCAGCGUUGGCUGCCUACAUCCUGGAAAAAUUCUCCACGUGGACGAAUCCCAGCUGGAAGUCUCUCCCUGACGGUGGUCUGACGCGCAAGUACACCCUCACUGACCUGCUGGACAACAUCAUGAUCUACUGGGUCACUGGCUCCAUCACCACCUCAGUCCGACUGUACAGCGAGUCCUUCAAUAAGGCACAAUACGCGUUGAACCUUGAGUCCAUUCCAAAUGUGACACCGACAGCGUGCGCGCAGUUCGUGAACGAGAUAAUCUUCACGCCGGAGUCCCUGGUGCGCGACAAGCACGUGAACCUGGUGCGCUACACAGUCCUGCCUCGGGGAGGGCACUUCGCCGCCUUCGAGGAGCCCCAGCUGCUCGCCGACGACGUCUGGGAGUCCAUCAGGGCGAUACGGCAGCGCAGUAGCAGCGGCAGCGGCAGCGGCAGCGGCUGACGCGUCCGCGCGGGGGCGCCACCUCGCCGCACUCGCUGCUCGUUCCAUCAGUUUUCCAGUCUGCGUUCAUUAAUCUCAGUGGAUGCAAUUUUGUAAAUAAUUGAUAUCAAUAAAGAGGCGAAUGUGGUUCGUCAAAUUCUCCAACA